UGUGGGGGAAACAUGGGUACGAGGUCCAGGGCUGGCUAAGGUCAUUGAGAACAUGGUAGAGAACCUGGAUGGCCGACUACACGAGACAAAAGCAUUUGACCAUGGCAUUCCAGCUGAAUCCAAUGGCCAAUAUUCGUGGUCCUUCUCUUGUGUAUGUGUGUGUAACUGACGUGAUCGACAACCAUGAAUUCUCCGACAGAUGAAAAGAUGGUGUGCACCACGCCGAUGGACCGAUCCGUCAUGGCGUCCGAGGACAAGCUAGAAUGGGAUGGCGAUGAGGAACGUAAAGCCAAAAGGAAAAUCGACAUGACUGUGUUACCGCUCCUUGUCUUGGGUCUGCUCAUGUUCCAGCUGGACCGCAUGAACCUAGCUUCCGCACUUACAGCCGGCUUCGCGAGGGAUAUCAACGUCAGUCAAGAUACCAUCAAUCUGGGAAACCAGCUGAUGUUCAUGGGCACCGUUGUCUUGGAAAUUCCAUGUAACUUGCUCCUACAAAAGUUUGGUCCCCGGAAAUGGAUCUCCUUACAAGUCCUCCUCUUCGGCACCGUCGCCACGCUACAGGUCCUCGUCAAGAACCGCGCCGGCUUCCUCGCCAUCCGCCUCAUGCUCGGCCUCGCUGAGGCGGGAUACAUACCCGGAUCAAUGUACACCCUGUCAAACUGGUACCCAAAACACGAGCUGGCGAAGCGCAUAGCGGUUUUCAUGUUUGGGCAGUUUGGCGGCAACGCCGUGAGUCCACUGCUUGCCUCUGGGAUACUGAAGUUGGCGGGGACGGGUGGGUUGACGGGUUGGCAAUGGCUUUUCUUAAUCGAGGGCCUGGCAACCCUAGUCAUUGCCAUGAUGCUCAUCUUUCUCCUCCCCGGAUCCCCCGACACGCCGAAACCCCUAGGAAGCCCAGGCCUGGUUCGAUUCUCGACAAGACAACAGCAGACCCUCCAACAAAGAAUUCAAAUCGAUGAGCCCGGGAAGAGCGAUGGAGUACACGGUAUCGAAAUCCCCUGGGCCCUCGUGUGGAAGACAAUAAAGCACUACAAGAGAUGGCCGCACUACGUAUCCACCUUUUGCGUCUUCUCGACGUGGUCGCCGCUAACGACAUACACCCCUUCCAUAAUAAUGGCCCUCGGUUUCGACCGCAUCAGCGCCAACGCCCUAGCCGCGGUCGGCGCGUCUCUCGCCAUGGUCGUCGUCUUUGCCUUUGCCAUGCUGAGUGAUCGAUCGAAUAAGAGAGGGUCGACGGUUUUGUUGGGACAUGUGUGCUACCUAGUCGUACUCGUGGUGGCUCGGACCGUGCAUCCGCAUGUUGGGAAGUGGCCGAGGUGGGGGUUGUGGACGGCCAUCAACGCCUUUGCUGUCUGCUACCACCCGGCGCAUAAUACGUGGUUGCAGGUUAACUGCCGUGACCCCAGAGAACGGAGCAUUGGAAUCGCAAUGUGGGUGAUGUCUGCCAUUAGUGGCUUGAUGGUGGGAUCACAGUAUUUCAGGGGUAACGAUCUGCCUUUGUAAGUUUUCUUCCCGCCAUUUUUCCACAGCCUUUUACCUGACUAGAUUUUAGCUACGAUAAAGGCCUUUUGACAAUGAUCAUUAUGGUCUCGGUCGGUAUGGCGUUUGCUUUAUUGCAGGAGGCCGUUUAUAUGUUGCAUAACAGGCGUGUGGCGCAAGGCAAACACCGACCCAAGGACGGGUCUGAGCCGUAUAUUUACGUUCUUUGAAUCGAUCGAUCAAGCAUAAGCGGCGUUUGACUAUGAGUGAUGGACUUGAUAUGAUGAAAAUUAGAAAAAGGAGUACGGUACUAGGUAGUUAUUUGGAGAGUUGGGGAUAGAGACGAGGAGCUGAAUGGCGAUAGGCUUGCGGCUCAGAACAUAGACAAAAUAAAGAAUGCCCCACGAUUAUAGAAAAAUCUAUG
Molecule: messenger RNA, 1903 nt
Organism: Colletotrichum acutatum
Lineage: Eukaryota; Fungi; Ascomycota; Sordariomycetes; Glomerellales; Glomerellaceae
Product: major facilitator superfamily transporter
Exons: 6
Coding region: 184-1503 (439 amino acids)
Biological process (GO): transmembrane transport
Cellular component (GO): membrane
Molecular function (GO): transmembrane transporter activity
Source: RefSeq, a predicted model, not a curated record